AUGCAUGCAGGAGAUAUAUAUGUCCGCGACCCUGCUAUCACCUACAGUCAGGAUCUGGGCAAAUACUUCAUCUUCAGCACACAGGAAGGUAUCAAGAUCUUCACCGCCGAUGACUUGACUGGCCCAUGGGAGCGCACCGGCUCCGUCUUACCAAACUGCUCGAAGAUCGAGCUCGAGGGCAACUGCAACAUCUGGGCUCCGGACGUCGCCUACAUCGAUGAUCAGUGGGUCCUCUACUACGCCGUCUCCUCCAUCGGCAGCCAGAACUCUGCUAUCGGUCUCGCCACCAGUCCCACGCUCGAGGAGGGCACCUGGACCGAGUAUGGCGCGAUCUUCAACUCUUCCGAGGAAGCGGACCUGAAUUGGAAUGCGAUCGACGCGAAUAUAGUUAACGAGGAUGGGAGUUUGACGAUGACCUUCGGAUCUUACUGGGGUGGGAUCUUUCAGAUGUCCAUGUCGGACAUCUAUACCUUGGACACCUCGGCUCUUCCUGGGAAUCAUGUUGCUGGCGGUAAUUCUCGCCCUGCGGAGGGCGGCUUCGUGUACAAGCCUCAGAGCAGCGACUGGUAUUACUUGUUCUUCUCCGAUGGCAAGACAGGCGUCGUGAACGCAUCAGCCGUACCCGACCCCCUCCAAGAGUACAAAGUCCUCGUCGGUCGCGCCGAAAAUGCGACCGGUCCAUUCGUCGACGAAUUCGGGCGCGCGCUGACGAAGGACGACCGCUACCCGACAGGGCACAUCGUCCUCACUUCGCACGAUAAUGUGUUCGCACCCGGUGGUCAGAGCCUUUUUCUGGACCCGGUUAGUGGGUGCGAUGUGAUUGCGUAUCACUACGUUCCCUUCGACAACAUCACGUCUGGUGCCGUGCUGGGGAUCAACUAUGUCGAUUUCUCAAGCGGAUGGCCCGAAAUUGUAAACGCAUAG
Molecule: messenger RNA, 924 nt
Organism: Schizophyllum commune H4-8
Lineage: Eukaryota; Fungi; Basidiomycota; Agaricomycetes; Agaricales; Schizophyllaceae
Product: Arabinanase/levansucrase/invertase
Exons: 10
Coding region: 1-924 (307 amino acids)
Biological process (GO): carbohydrate metabolic process
Molecular function (GO): arabinan endo-1,5-alpha-L-arabinosidase activity
Source: RefSeq, a predicted model, not a curated record